AAUCUGUUCAGCUAAGUCUAUGUGUCACCGUGCAUACAUGCAUAGAUUCCAAAGCUUCCAGUCAACAGUGCACACAUUAAUAAAACUAUACAUGGAACUUACUUUAUGGUGUCUCCUCAUAACACUCUUUAAAUUGAACUACGUGACAUGUGUUUCUAGGAAUUUGUACUGAUGUUCAGUUCUUGUUGUCACACUAGCCUGAGAGCUCUUUAUGGCACAGACACUGUGAUGAAUGCAGUCCAUGGUUGUGAUUCUGCUGAAAGUGCAGCAAGGGAGCUUGCCUUCUUUUAUCCUGACUUUGUGGCUCCUACUGUAAUCCAGAAAAGAAAAAAGAAGCGUUUACAAAGGACUCUUGCCCUCAUCAGACCAGAUGCACUACGCACACGUAGAGAGUCUAUUCUGGCAAAGAUUGAGGAGUCAGGGUUUACCAUUGCCAUGUCAAAGGAAAUAACACUUUCAAGGGAGCAGGCAGAAGCUUUUUAUGCAGAACAUAAAGGCUCUGAUUUCUUUGAAACUUUAGUUGAAAAUAUGACCAGGUUUGUUGAAGCUAUAUUUCUUGGACAGAAGCAAUAAUAUUGCAUGUAUUGCAAUAAUAUUGCAAAUGUAUUGUUUCCUCACUCUGGAUGCAUAAUAGUUGAAGAAACUUAUUUCCAAAAAUCUGACAGAGCAAAAUGAAAUCUGCACAGUUCAUUCUGAACAUUAAUUUACAGUCCAAGACUGUCUCUUUAGUCACAUUGAAUGAACC
Messenger RNA from Orbicella faveolata, 745 nucleotides. RefSeq lists its product as uncharacterized. NCBI's taxonomy places the organism in Eukaryota, Metazoa, Cnidaria, Anthozoa, Scleractinia, Merulinidae. Gene Ontology annotation, biological process: GTP biosynthetic process; CTP biosynthetic process; UTP biosynthetic process. The record is from RefSeq and is a predicted model, not a curated record. Gene Ontology annotation, molecular function: nucleoside diphosphate kinase activity.